CGUCGGUCAAGCGCAUGCAUGCACCUUCGCGUGUGGGAAAGAAGUUUUUCUGAAUAUAUCGGAUGUACCGACGUGUACGUUUCAUUUCUGCGCUAUUUUAUAUACGAACAAUGGCAGGUUAUAUAUGGCGACUUUUAUGCGGUCGCAUGAGAGUACUGACUAACUGGCAGAAAAGCGCGGUAAAGUGUGUCAUUGGGUUUCGUGACUGGGAGCAAGUACGUGAGAAGUAUUUUCACAUAACGAAUUUAUCAUGUCAGGAAACAACGAGAUGAUAUUAAGAUUCGCGAAAUUAUCAGAAAAAGCUCAUGCACCGAUGAAGGGGUCGGAAUAUGCGGCAGGAUAUGAUCUGAGAAGUGCUUACAAGUAUAUUGUACCAGCGCAUGGGAAAGAAUUGGUUAAAACAGAUUUGCAAGUACAAGUUCCCCCUGGCACAUAUGGCAGAGUUGCACCACGAUCCGGCUUAGCAUGGAAAAAUCACAUAGACGUAGGUGCAGGUGUCAUAGAUGCAGAUUACCGAGGUAACGUGGGUAUAGUGUUAUUUAAUCAUAGCAAUGAGGAUUUUGAAAUCGCACCUGGUGAUCGUGUAGCUCAGUUAAUAUGUGAAAGAAUUAUAUAUCCCAAACUAGAGGAAAUAGAAUUCCUAAGUGAUACAAGUAGAGGUAUAGGAGGAUUUGGAUCAACAGGCACAAAAUGAAGUGUUAACUCUAGUUUGAUAUUGCUUAUUGAUAUAAAGAACUUUCAAGGUUUUAUUUUACGUACUUGUAUUUUAAAUUAU
Molecule: messenger RNA, 775 nt
Organism: Dinoponera quadriceps
Lineage: Eukaryota; Metazoa; Arthropoda; Insecta; Hymenoptera; Formicidae
Product: deoxyuridine 5'-triphosphate nucleotidohydrolase
Exons: 4
Coding region: 251-694 (147 amino acids)
Biological process (GO): dUTP catabolic process; dUMP biosynthetic process
Molecular function (GO): magnesium ion binding; dUTP diphosphatase activity
Source: RefSeq, a predicted model, not a curated record